Messenger RNA from Cryptomeria japonica (Japanese cedar), 1071 nucleotides. Its product is annotated as hydroquinone glucosyltransferase. The coding region runs from base 1 to 1071 and encodes 356 amino acids. The transcript has a single exon. Lineage: Eukaryota; Viridiplantae; Streptophyta; Pinopsida; Cupressales; Cupressaceae. The record is from RefSeq and is a predicted model, not a curated record.
AUGAAGAAACAUCAAGUGGGUUGUGAAACUGCAAGGCCACAUGUGGCACUCUACCCAGUUGUGGGUUUGGGCCAUCUUAUUCCCUUCGUUGAGCUUGCAAGAAACCUCGUUUCCUCCCACGGAUUCGCCGUGACCCUAAUCACACCCUCCUGGAACAUUUCCCCUUUAGAGACUAGAUAUGUUUCAGACCUCCUUUCCUCCAAUCCCAAUACAAUCCGUCAAAUAGAGCUUCCACAGAUCCCUUCUAACGGAGAAGACACGAAUGAUACCUUUAACUUCAUUCUGGAACGAAUAAGAAAGUCCAUGCCUGCGAUGGAACGAAAUCUAUGGAUACUAGAACAACCCAACCGCCCUUUCUCGCCUGUUCGUGCAUUGAUAUCGGAUCUCUUCCACGCGGAAACUGUGGAGGUGACCGACAGCCUGGGCUUGCCAAAUUAUGUCUUGUUGACAGCCUCUAUGGCCUUCCUCUAUUUCGUGUUGCGUCUGCCCCGCGUUUAUCUGUCUGACGGAAACGAGGCUCCUCCGGUUUCCAUCAAUAUCCCGGGCUUGAAGAAGCCCAUCAAUGAGGCUGAUUUUCCAGACCUGUUGCGCAACAAGUCCUCUCCGAUGUUUCAUGGCUUCCUUCGCCUCUGCUCUCCCUUAAGGGCAAUGAAAGCCAUUCUCGUCAACACCUUUCAUGACUUGGAAGCAGAGUCGAUUCAUUCGUUGUGGUCCGGAAGUGUCGGAGAAAUCGAUGGCGUACCGCCGGUACAUGCGAUUGGACCGAUUACACGAUCAUUUGAUCUGCCCCAGGUGGACGGUGAGGAAGAAGAGCUCCUGAAAUUGUGGCUGGAUAGCCAGGCUAAGGGGUCGGUGGUGUUCGCAUCAUUUGGUACGUGGGGAUUGAUGGGCAGAGAACAGUUGAUGGAGAUUGCGUUAGGGCUUGAAGCGAGCGGGCUAAACUUCGUUUGGGUUGUGCGGAGCAUUAGUAAUACUAGUACUGCUGCUACUUCCAGUUUGGAAGUGGACUUGAGAAGUGUUCUUCCCGAGGGUUUCUUGAGCCGUGUUGAGGGCCGCAGAAAGGGAGGGUAG